AUAAAAAAAAGAGGCUGUGCAGCAUGAGUGCGACCGAUGGUGCCGAGCUGAGGCGAAGGUUGCUAGCGGAAGGCGAUAGCAACCAGCAGCAACCGCAGGGAAGCCCUAAACAGCAACAGCAGCCAGCACAACAGCAACAACAACCGCCGGAGUGUGCCACCACGGAAAACUCCGACCAUGUUGACUCGGAAACGGAAACAGAGGAACGGCUGCCAGAGGAAAAGUACGUGGAAGAGAUGGCCAAAAACCUUCCCCAGGGAACGAACAAAAUGCCCGAAUUGCUGGGUGCAGUGUUAAGCGGUCUGCCGGAAAGAUGGAAGAACUGGGUGAUACGAGGCAUCUUCACCAUGAUUAUGAUCAGUGGAUUCUGUUUGAUCAUCUACGGUGGACCUUUAGCUCUGAUGGUUACGGCUCUCGCUGUACAAGUGAAAUGUUUCCAGGAGAUCAUUUCGAUUGGCUACUCGGUGUACCGCAUCCACGGACUGCCAUGGUUCCGCAGCCUGUCCUGGUACUUCCUGCUAACGUCCAACUACUUCUUCUACGGUGAAAAUCUUGUCGAUUACUUUGGUGUUGCGGUUAGCCGUGUGGACUCACUCCGUUUUCUAGUCAAAUACCAUCGUUUCCUGUCGUUCUGCCUGUACUGCAUUGGAUUCGUCUGGUUCGUGCUAUCGCUCGUAAAGAAGUACUACAUGAAACAGUUCAGCCUGUUCGCCUGGACACAUGUCGCGUUGCUGAUUGUCGUAACGCAGAGCUAUCUGAUCAUACAGAACAUUUUUGAAGGAUUAAUUUGGUUCAUCGUACCGGUAUCGAUGAUCGUUUGUAAUGAUGUGAUGGCGUACAUGUUUGGGUUCUUCUUUGGCCGUACGCCACUGAUUCAGCUUAGUCCAAAGAAAACUUGGGAAGGUUUUAUUGGCGGUGGAUUUGCGACGGUUAUCUUUGGUCUCGUUGCAUCGUACUUCCUCUGUCAGUUCCAGUUCUUUGUCUGUCCGAUUGAGUAUUCGGAAGCGGAGGGACGUAUGAUAAUAGAGUGUGAGCCGAGCUAUCUGUUCCGGCCACAGGAGUACAGCAUCGCAUUGUUUGGCGCUAGCAAAACCAUCACGAUGUAUCCUUUCCUGCUCCACUCGCUCUCGAUGAGCAUCUUUAGCUCGGUAAUUGGACCGUUUGGCGGUUUCUUCGCCUCUGGAUUCAAGCGUGCAUUUAAGAUUAAGGAUUUCGGAGACAUGAUUCCCGGACACGGCGGUAUUAUGGAUCGUUUUGACUGUCAAUUUUUAAUGGCCACAUUUGUGAACGUUUACAUCUCUAGCUUUAUUCGCUACGCGUCACCACAGAAGCUGUUAAAUAUGGUAUACAAUCUAAAGCCGGAAGAGCAGCUACAACUUUUCAACCAGCUAAAGGACAGCCUGGAGGAGCGAAAUAUUAUCAAUUUAACUUAA
This is a messenger RNA of Anopheles maculipalpis, 1433 nucleotides long. RefSeq names its product phosphatidate cytidylyltransferase, photoreceptor-specific (gene Cds). The record is from RefSeq and is a predicted model, not a curated record. The coding region runs from base 24 to 1433 and encodes 469 amino acids. Gene Ontology annotation, cellular component: endoplasmic reticulum membrane. Gene Ontology annotation, molecular function: phosphatidate cytidylyltransferase activity. The transcript has 9 exons. Lineage: Eukaryota; Metazoa; Arthropoda; Insecta; Diptera; Culicidae.